Coniophora puteana RWD-64-598 SS2 is the source of this 678-nucleotide messenger RNA. RefSeq lists its product as uncharacterized. NCBI's taxonomy places the organism in Eukaryota, Fungi, Basidiomycota, Agaricomycetes, Boletales, Coniophoraceae. The transcript is spliced from 2 exons. The record is from RefSeq and is a predicted model, not a curated record. The coding region runs from base 1 to 489 and encodes 162 amino acids.
AUGUCUGGCGAGGCGGCUGUCCUCAUUUGCCUAGGGCCUGCCUCAGCCCGGGACGAGGAGAAAGCAAGGAAGCUCGAUCGGCCUAUCGUGCCGAUCCAUCAUGGUGUUGAGAGUCCAACACGCGAGCAAUCACCACCGUUUCCAAUCUCCUCACCAUGUCAGCGCGCACUGUUGAGGGACCUGCGAAGCAGCGCUGAACUCUCUCUCGCGGAGGACGGCAUUCCCGAAGGCAGACCUAUACACUCAUCUGAACGGAUCCUUUCCCUUGCCGACCUUGCGCAUCUAUCCCUCAUUCUGCCUACUCCCGACGACGCCCUCAACAGCUUCGCCAAAGACGCGAUUGAUGCACAAAUACGAAUUUUUGAAGAAGGCGUAGGUUUGGGCGAGAUCGACUUCUUCUUCUCUCUCCCCCGUGUGAUCUACGCGCUCACGAGCACAUCCAUAGCUUUGUCGAAAGCCACGAACGUUGUAAACAACUCCUUGAACUAGGUCAUAAUGAACCUGGCGAGAUUUUCGGGAAGAUGGUGCGAAGAGUAUCAGGAGGCGUGGCGAAGGAAGUGGAGACGCGAGAGUAGGAGUCGGCUGGGCUACUUGUGUCUCGCUCGGCGGAUAAUAAGUGAGGUUUGCAGGAAUGCGUGGAUCUCGUUAUUGCGAUGAAGAGCGAGGGAGAGGCCUAUC